Molecule: messenger RNA, 1965 nt
Organism: Stylonychia lemnae
Lineage: Eukaryota; Ciliophora; Spirotrichea; Sporadotrichida; Oxytrichidae
Source: the annotation of a GenBank genome assembly
AUGCUAGAAAAAAUACCUGAGUCAAUCGACUCUUCAAGCCAAAAUUCUUAGUUCUACCAAGAAUAUAACAAUGUACUGCAUGGUUUUGAGAGAGGAUCGCUAAGUGAGGCUGGAAGAGUUUAGAAUAUGAUAAAUAUGGACGAGCCAGAGCAAAUUAAAUAGUUGAUUUUAUACAGGCCAGAUAGAGAUAAGCAGUACCCUAAAUAAAAAAACUAAAAGAUGCAGGAUCAAAUACUUAAAAAUUUUGAAAAAUUUGAAAGGGAAGUUAUCACAGAUUAAAAAUAUUUGCCUCUUAAGUAAAGAUCAAUCCUUAAAAAUGCAUAGAUUGAGGGAGCCCAGUUAUCUAACAUCUCUCAGCCAGAAUCUCAAGCACUUUUAAUGAUAUAAAACAGCAGUUAAGAUGAGUAGUAAGUUGAGACUAAUAAGUUUGGCUUGUCUAGAUAGGAUUCAUUAAAAGUUUUUCAUCACUGGACUCAAGAUAGACUUGAAGUAAAGAGAUAAAUUAGGCAUUUCUAAAAAAGAGCUGGAUUUCUAAAAGGACAAAAAGAAAUAGUCAGUCAGUUUUAAGGUUAAAUAAAAUCAAAAGAAACCAGAAAUAGAUAAUUAUAGAUGACUUUACAGAGUAUUGCUGGCUAAUUGAAAGAAAAUGAUGCUAGAUUAUAAGAGGGAUUAAAGCUUAAAAUAGUCUAAGAAUAUAAUGAAUUGAAAAUACCUGAGAAAAUAAUAAAAGACACUUACUCUAACCAAUAGCUAUUAACUGAGAGAGUUUUAUCAAGAGAAAGAGAUCGAAAGACAAAAUAUCUGGAUAAAAUGCAAUUUUUAUCUCAAUAUAAAAAUCAAAUUACUCUUUUGAGAAGAGGUACUGAUUAAAACAAUACCCACGUAAAUUCAUCUUAAAAAAUCUCACCAGAUGUAAAUAUGGAUUUCAAUAAGGGAAACUUUGAGAAUGACUUUGAAGAUAGUGAGAGUCUCUAUUAGGAUAGGUCAAUGUAAAUGCAAGAGAUAUUUGAGAUAACAUAGGUGCCUUUAAACGUUUAACCUAUAUAAAAGCAAUAGGAUAAGAAGAUGAUCAUGAAUUAAAUGAGAAAAGCUGAUUAGGAGAUUAAGAGAAUGCACAUUCUAUAGAAGAGGUAAGCUGCACUUCAAAAGAUUGAAAAACAUGAUUCAAAAUAAAAAACUAUGGAAAGUAGCCCAAUAUAAAUACAUACGAUUCAACCAGUCAAGCGAGCAAUUCCGAGAGGAAAUUCUUAAAAAGACCUUAAUAGUUUAGUUCCUAUUAAUAGAAAGAACCAAUAAGUGGAUCUUAACCAAGACUUAUUCAUCCCUUAAGUAAUAAGAACAAACAGUUUAUCAAGAUUAUCAAGUAUGAAUAAAUCUAGAAGUUAGGUCAUUCUAGCCAAAUAUAAAGUUAAAAUGCAGAAGUCAAUCGAUUACUCAAGAAAUAAUAGUCAGGCCACCUUCGACGAAAUCGGGGAAAAAUAGAAUCUUAUAGCUAAUUAUUUGAAGAAAGUUGAGAGAAACUUCAAACUGCCUUUUAGUAAAUAGACUCAACCCAAGCCUAAAUAUGAAAACAAGAGAGUGCUUGAUAGAAUCAAAUCUACUGAGAGAUUGAAUGUGCAAUAAAAUCCAAUUCAAAGCUAGAUGAAUAUUCAACAAAUUGAGUCUACAAUUAAUCUGAUAAAUGCUCAGAAAAUGAGUAUUUCUUAUGAAAGGCCUCAACAAGUAGUAUCUAUGAAGAGUCAGCGCCACUAAAAACCUUAAGAUUAACAAGAAAUUUAAAGGCCAAGCACCUACAGAAAGACUUCUGAUUAUUCUGUUUAGGAUUCAUAGAUGGUAUAAACAAGCAAUAAUACCUAUGAUCAUGAUUCUAAUUAUUGGCGCAGAGUAUAUCGAUAUGAAUGGGCAGUUGGUAAAACCCGAAGUUCCAUUAAUUUGGCUUAGGGGUCUGGUGCUAUUGAAAAUUGA